AUGAGUCCAUUUUGAGUGAGCACAACCGGUAGGGGUAGUUACACAGUACCAGAGCUCAUAAAAACUGUACGAACACAAGCAGUUAUCCCUAUUAUAACCAUUGCAAAACAACAGUAGCAUGAGUUCAUCUGCGCACUGUAUGGUACUCUGCAAUUUUCUCUCAGCAUGGAUGUCUGGCGGUUUAGCACCCUGACAACGUAUUUGGUUUCCUCAAUUCCUGACCUCUAGCCGAGUAACAUUUGCUGCGCAGCACCGUUCUCUGCCAACUUCCUCAGGCGGGUAUACCGACGAACAGUCAUGGAUCGUGUCACCCGUAAAAAAUAGAUGAUCGCUUAACGGUUAAUAUUCGCUUCAGCCCUGUCGUUCGUCGCAUGACUUCAAUCCUGGGAGUUCCCGGAAUGCUGUUCAGCUCCCGAUAAUUUCCAGGGACACCCGGAUACGCCAUGUGCGAGCACUAAAUUUGCGCCCGGUCCAGCGGCGUCUUCCUUCGCUCGAGUGAGCGAAGAUUUCCAUAUGCUUUUAAACGACUUGCUUCCUCCCUUGAAGAAUUCUCACGAUAUUAUUUUUUCCCCCUUUGUUUAGCCUACAUCAUCACACUGUACACUGUCUGUCUGAAUUUGACAACCAUUGCACACCUUACCCGAUCCCCUUCAAUUUCUCCCAAAAUAACUUUACCUGCUUAUAUUUCUGUUAUGGUUGGACUCCAUCUUAGUUACCGCUGGCUGCGAUGGACUAAACCGUCCGAACAGCCAGAACCCCUUCCCGACGGCGUCGAGCGGCACUUCGUCAAGACCCCUUUGGGCGAUAUAGAAGUUCUCUACUCUGCCCCAAGUGAGGAAUCCACGCCAACAACCUCAACUCCAAGGCAACCCAUUUUCUUUGUUCAUGGCGGCAUGGGCAGUGCCUGGGUAUGGCUCGAGUAUAUGCGGUUCCUGUCAUUUCACGGUAUUCCAUGUUAUGCUGUUUCUAUGCGCGGACAUGGGAACAGCUGGCAUCCAAGCUAUCUCCGCAUGGUAUUCUUCACUCCCCGCAGUGCACUCGCACAGGAUGUCGUUGCUGCGAUUCGCUGGACCCAGCAGCGCGAGCAGGGCGCCGAAGUCGUCCUGGUAGGGCACAGCAGUGGCGGUGGCAUGCUGCAGGGGAUUCUUUCCGACGGCUUGGUCUCCGCUAGUGGUUUGGUCCUUGCCGGCGCAGUUCCGGGUUUUGGAUCAAUGAGUGUCUACAUAAACUGGUGGCGAGAGGAUCCCUGGUUUACACUUAGGAUGAUGCUGCAUGGGUGGCAUUCCAACUCUCCACUCUCCCAUCCAGCUCUCGUGAAGAACAUAUUCUUCAGCAACGAGGUCUCCGACUCAUAUGUGGUCAACUUCAUCAAGCACUCCAACUCAUACGAGAGCUAUCUUUGGCCCUUCAGCAUGAUGAGGCCUUUCGUCAAGGCCAGCAGUCUGCUAAAACAGCUCGGUGGCAUCAGUGGGUGGGACAGGCAGCGGAUUCUGGUAUUGGGCGGGGGUGUCGACAAGAUAAUGACUGUCCCCAUCAUGCAUAAGAUGGCCUCGUACUAUCGCCAGGGCGUCAUGCAGUUGGUUGGAGAGGACAAGCUUGCCCUGGAGGCAGUCGAGGAGGUUGAGCCAUUAGAAGGUGAAGGCGGCAUGGACGAUGCUGGGCAGGGUGUGCGAUUCUCCGUUGUGCCCAAGGCUGGACAUCAUAUGCAGAACGAUGUCCACUGGGAAAUCGGCGCGAGAAAGGUUCUUGAGUUCUACAAGCAGCUUUCAUAAGUUGGUGCGGUAAUGCGAGGAGCUGGUCAUUUUCUCUUGUGUACUAUCUUGGACCUUCUCGGAUUUUCGCGUACAUGUAUCUUAUACCCUGUAUUUGUGCCUUCGAAUAUGUUAAAAGAAAAUGUCAACAACCAAG
This is a messenger RNA of Pyricularia grisea, 1908 nucleotides long. RefSeq lists its product as uncharacterized. The transcript has 2 exons. The record is from RefSeq and is a predicted model, not a curated record. Bases 693 to 1772 code for a protein of 359 amino acids. NCBI's taxonomy places the organism in Eukaryota, Fungi, Ascomycota, Sordariomycetes, Magnaporthales, Pyriculariaceae.